CGCCUCGCGCGUACUUCGCUCACAGUAAUGUGAUAUGGCAACCUGCUUGCACCUUUACAAGAAGAGUACACUUCCUCCACUUCUGGAUAGGUACCUCCCAGUUAAUUCUAGGAACCAGAAUGGUCCGAACCUGCAAACGAUAGAAACAGACGAUAAAAGGAGGCCAAGAAACAACAAACAUGUUUUAAGUGAUGAAGAUAAAGAUGAGCUCAUCCAGCGGUCUCUGCAAGAAAAGCGUUAUCUUGAAACCUAUGAGAACAUGUAUAAGCUGAAAAAAUUAUUGAGUAAACGCUACAGGACAUUGUUGAAUGAGAAAGUUAGAAAGCAACGGAUUCAGAUCAAGAUGUCUGAUCUCAGAGGCCAACAACUUCUUAAACAGAAAACGAAAAAGUGUAUCUCCAGUCCCAGAGUGCCCUUCUGCAGUUUGUCUCAUGAUGCAAAAUACCUGGAGUCCAUGCCACACUCAAAAAGUUACCUGAUUAUAGGGUUGCAGAACGAAUUAAGUAAACUUGGAAUCUUAAAGAACCAACAAGACAAUGAAAACUUUUGGAAACUCAUCCAGGCAGGCAUUGAUGGUUCAAAGCUCAAAGAAAAGCUUCCAGAUAUAAAGGCAAAAAUGUUAGCUACAAAGUCUUUGCCUCUGUCAACUUCAGCAAGAACCAGUCCAGUCCAGCCUGUUGAUGGCUUUAAAAACAGUAGCAGCCUGAAAAAAAGUACAGAUUCUUUGCUGCCGUCUGUUGACACCUGCCAGUCUCCGGCUUAUCAUAUGAGGAAACAGUUGCUGCUUUCUUGGCUUUCUGAAGUGCAGAAAAGACUUGGAGAGCCAUCUAGGACUCAGCAGGUGAAGAAAACAUGCAAACAAAAUGGGAAAUAUGAACAGCAACUUCAUUCAUUGCAUCAUAUGCAUUAUUUUUCUCUUCUUAACAUGGCACUAUCCAGGAGGCUCCUAGAACAAAAUGGACAGUUUACAGAUGUCAGAACACAGCAAAGUGUGCAUGAUCUGAUGAAUUAUUUGUAUCCAAAUUUCCAUCAACGAUCUGGAACGAAUCAGAGCAACAGGUUAAUAGAGGAAAACUUGGUUCCAUCUUUAGUAAGUAGAAACCUGCAGGAAAUGCAUUGCAAGGACUCCACCAAAAUAUUAAGAAUUUCGAAGGAAAACAAAAAGAUGUUGAAGCAACAUAAAGAUAGAAGUGUUCUUGAAAUUUUCCCUGAGAGAGUUGAAACUCAGGACAUCUCUACCUUUGCCCAGCAUGAAAUGGUUACUGUGCCUUUAACUCUGGGAGAUGUUGCUCUCUAUGCUCAAGUUGUGGAAACCACACCAUUAAACACAUAUUGGACAAAUUAUAUUGACAGUGACUCCGUCAUCAACAGCAAAAAACAGUAACUACAAGUGGGAUCUUUUGAAAAUAUUCUGUUCUGUACAUUAUUGUGAUUAGUGUUGAGAUUGGUGUGUGUGUGUGUUCCCCUACCAUCCCUUUCUUUAAUUAAAAGUUGAGAACAUUUUUGAAAAGAUAACUGUAUAAUUUUUAUUAAUGCAUAGGGUUCUUUUUUCAUAGUUGAAAUAUUGGGCAUUGCAAUGUAUUUCCCCCCAAAAUGUGAUUUAUUGUUAUGCAUUUAUUCUCUCUCUCAUUAUUCCAUAUGCAAGUCUUGUUUUAAUUCCUAAAAAAACACAACCCUUUG
Lacerta agilis (Sand lizard) is the source of this 1680-nucleotide messenger RNA. RefSeq lists its product as uncharacterized. The record is from RefSeq and is a predicted model, not a curated record. Lineage: Eukaryota; Metazoa; Chordata; Lepidosauria; Squamata; Lacertidae. The coding region runs from base 35 to 1384 and encodes 449 amino acids. The transcript is spliced from 14 exons.